AGUGCGCGCUUGGGGCCGCGGGCGGGCGCGGCGCACACGUGCGGCGGCGGCAGCAGAGAUGAAGUUCGCGUACCGGUUCUCCAACCUGCUGGGGACGGUCUAUCGCUGCGGAAACUUGAACUUCACGUGCGACGGCGAUUCCGUCAUCAGCCCCGUGGGGAACAGAGUCACCGUAUUCGACCUGAAAAACAACAGAUCCAACACUCUGCCCUUGGCUACUCGGUACAACGUCAAGUGUGUAGGGCUGUCCCCAGACGGCCGCCUGGCCAUCAUCGUCGAUGAAGGGGGGGACGCGCUGCUGGUCAGCCUGGUCUGCAGGUCCGUGCUCCACCAGUUCCACUUCAAGGGCUCCGUGCACAGCGUCUGCUUCUCUCCCGAUGGCAGGAAGUUCGUUGUCACAAAAGGCAACCUCGCUCAGAUGUACCACGCCCCUGGGAGGAAGCGGGAGUUCAACGCGUUUGUCCUGGACAAAACCUACUUUGGGCCGUACGAUGAAACCACGUGCAUCGACUGGACAGACGACUCGCGGUGCUUUGCGGUCGGGAGCAAAGACAUGUCCACGUGGGUGUUCGGAGCCGAGCGCUGGGACAACCUCAUCUACUACGCGCUGGGGGGACACAAGGAUGCGAUCGUGGCCUGCUUCUUCGAAUCCAGCAGCCUAGACCUGUACACGCUCAGCCAGGACGGCGCCCUGUGUGUGUGGCAGUGCGACACCCCCCCGGAGGGCCUGCGGCUGAAAGCCCCCACGGGCUGGAGGGCAGACCUGCUGCAGGCGGCGGCGGAGGAGAAGGAGGACGGAGAGGAGGGGGAGGAGGAGACCACCGUCCGGGGCAAAGCCACGCCGGCUGCCGAGGAGCAGCAGGGGAAAGUCAGAUACUCUCGGCUGGCCAAGUACUUUUUCAACAAAGAGGGAGAUUUCAACAAGCUGACCGCUGCGGCCUACCACAAGAAGACCCAUCUCUUGGUCACCGGCUUUGCUUCCGGAAUCUUCCACCUUCACGAGCUGCCUGAGUUCAACCUCAUCCACUCCCUGAGCAUCUCUGACCAGAGCAUCGCGUCCAUCGCCGUCAACAGCUCCGGGGACUGGCUUGCCUUUGGCUGUUCAGGUCUGGGCCAGCUGCUAGUGUGGGAGUGGCAGAGCGAGUCCUGCGUGCUCAAGCAGCAGGGUCACUUCAACAGCAUGGUGUCCCUGGCCUACUCCCCCGACGGGCAGUACAUCGUGACCGGCGGGGACGACGGCAAGGUCAAGGUGUGGAACACCCUCAGUGGCUUCUGCUUCAUCACUUUCACGGAGCACUCGAGUGGGGUCACCGGUGUGACCUUCACUGCCACCGGCUAUGUCAUCGUGACCUCUUCCAUGGAUGGGACCGUGCGUGCCUUUGACCUUCACAGGUACCGGAACUUCCGCACCUUCACGUCUCCGCGGCCCACCCAGUUCUCCUGCGUGGCCGUGGACUGCAGCGGGGAGGUGGUGUCUGCAGGGGCCCAGGACUCCUUCGAGGUCUUCAUCUGGUCCAUGCAGACAGGGAGGCUCCUGGAUGUUCUGUCUGGCCACGAGGGCCCCAUCAGCAGCCUGUGCUUCAACCCGGUGAAGUCGGUCCUGGCCAGCGCCUCCUGGGACAAGACGGUGCGCCUGUGGGACAUGGCGGACAGCUGGAGGACCACGGAGACGCUGGGCCUGACCUCGGACGCUCUGGCUGUGACCUUCCGCCCUGACGGUGCGGAGCUGGCUGUGGCCACGCUGAACUCCCAGAUCACCUUCUGGGACCCUGAGAACGCCGUGCAGACGGGCUCCAUCGAGGGCAGGCACGACCUCAAGACGGGCAGGAAGGAGCUGGACAAGGUCACCGCCAAGCACUCGGCCAAGGGGAAGGCCUUCACGACGCUGUGCUACUCUGCGGACGGCGAGAGCAUCCUGGCAGGAGGGAUGUCCAAGUUCGUGUGCAUCUAUCACGUCAAGGAGCAGAUCCUCAGGAAGAAGUUUGAGAUUUCCUGCAACCUGUCGCUGGACGCCAUGGAGGAGUUUUUGAACCGAAGGAAAAUGACAGAGUUUGGUAACCUGGCACUGAUCGAUCAGGACGCUGGGGCGGAGGACGGAGUCGCCAUACCAUUGCCGGGCGUGAGGAAAGGUGACAUGAGCUCUCGGCACUUCAAGCCUGAAAUCAGGGUGACUUCGCUUCGCUUCUCUCCCACCGGGCACUGCUGGGCGGCCACCACCACCGAGGGGCUCCUCGUCUACUCCCUGGACGCCCAGAUGCUGUUUGACCCGUUUGAGCUGGAUGCCAGCAUCACCCCCGCGCGGAUCCGGGCGGCCCUGCGCCAGCAGGACUUCACCAGGGCCAUCCUCAUGGCCUUCCGGCUCAACGAGAAGAAGCUGCUGCAGGAGACCUUGGAGUCGGUGCCCUGGGACGAGGUGGAAGUUGUCAGCUCCUCGCUUCCUGACCUGUACGUGGAGAAAGUGCUGGAGUUCUUAGCUUCGUCCUUUGAAGUGUCUCGCCACCUGGAAUUUUACCUCAUCUGGACCCAGAAGCUGCUCAUGGUGCACGGCCAGAAGCUGAAGUCCAGGGCGGGGAAGGUGCUGCCGGCCGUUCAGUUCCUUCAGAAGAGCAUCCAACGGCACCUGGACGACAUCUCCAAACUCUGUGACUGGAACCGCUAUAACAUCCAGUACAUUCUGGCAGUGUCCAGGCAGCGGGGCAGAAAGCGCCCGUCAGAACCGCUGGGCAGCGAGGAGGAAGCAGACCCGUCCGAUGACGACACUCUGCACCUGCUCGGGGGAGGGCAGGGCGAUGGGGCCGCACAGCCGGUGUAGGGCCGGCCCCGUCCCAGCCCCGCUUGUUUGGAUGAAGACCCCCGAAGACUGGAGCCCGUGGCCUGGGCCCCGGAAGCGAGGGAGGGCAGUGCGCAGGGCUGCGGGGGCACCGGCCCGGAGGACUCCGAGCCAGACGCGGCUGCAGCUCCGGAGCCAGCCGCUCCCCGGGCCAGCACGGCCUUGGCACACGGCCGGGCACCCGCGCUCCGAGCAAACAUGAGCUUGGCUCAUCUGCUCUUGGAAACGCCUCUCCAGGGAGGCAGAUGGGUUCGUUUUUAUAGACUUGAACUUUGUAGGAGUGUAACUUAUAUUUUUAAUACAGUUGGGAUGAUAGAUGAAAAGGAGGUUUUCUACAAUAAAAGUGUGGAGUAAACCUGAA
This is a messenger RNA of Canis lupus familiaris (dog), 3191 nucleotides long. RefSeq names its product PWP2 small subunit processome component (gene PWP2). Lineage: Eukaryota; Metazoa; Chordata; Mammalia; Carnivora; Canidae. Gene Ontology annotation, biological process: maturation of SSU-rRNA from tricistronic rRNA transcript (SSU-rRNA, 5.8S rRNA, LSU-rRNA); ribosomal small subunit assembly. The transcript has 21 exons. The record is from RefSeq and is a predicted model, not a curated record. Gene Ontology annotation, cellular component: small-subunit processome; Pwp2p-containing subcomplex of 90S preribosome. Gene Ontology annotation, molecular function: protein binding. Bases 59 to 2812 code for a protein of 917 amino acids.